AUGGCCACUGAAGCGAUUGGCGCUGCCGCGCCCGUCGUCGACGGUGAUACCAUCGCCGUCGCCCACCCUUUCCAGCCAAAACCCGACGACGCUUCCAAGCCUACCGGCUUGAACUCUCCUCCCGACAGCAACAAUGCCAUGAAGCUCGACGGUAGCGACGAUUCCGAGCUUAGCGACCUCGACGAUGCUGUCACGGACGGCUUCAAGUUCGACCCCGAAGACGACAUUGGCGAGAUCGAACCCGACCACUUCUCUGGCACUGUUCCUGUCUUCCGACCAACUAUGCACCAGUUCAAGGACUUUAAGCGAUUUAUGGAAAAGAUCGACCAGUAUGGAAUGAAGUCUGGCAUCGUCAAAGUGAUCCCUCCUCAAGAAUGGAAGGAUUCUCUCCCCGCCCUCGACGAGCUUGUCAAGACAAUCCGAGUGCGGGAUCCCAUCAAGCAGGACAUCAUGGGUUCGAAUGGAACCUACCGACAGGUCAACAUCCUCCACCAACGAUCCUACAACCUCCCCCAAUGGCGCCAGCUCUGCGACCAGAGCGAGCACCAGCCUCCGGCAAGACGCGGCGAGCGUCGUGCCAACGCAGACAAGCCCAAGCCCACCCCACGACCUCGACCAGCCAACGCUGCCUCUGCCGCCGGCGGUUCAAGUAAAAAGGGAAAGCGUGGUAAGACCGGCAAGGGAAAGGGCAAGUCAGUCGUCAGGGAGGAGACGGCAGAAUCAGAAGCUCGUCCCAUGACCCCCGAAUCACCCAAGGUUGAACCCGACACUGUCCUCGAUUCCGUCGAAGGUGACCCCGCGAUUAAGAUUGAGGAGACCGAAGAGACCUUUGAGGAAGCUCCCGCUCCGCGGAGAAUGGGAUUCACCCGUCAGGCCAGCACCAUCAAGACGCAGUCCACGUCGGCGCGCCGAAAAUAUGCCAAGCGUGAAGGUUCCGCCAAGAUCGACGAGGCUGCCUUCAAGGAUUGGGAUUAUCACAUGGACAUCUCGGACUACACACCAGAGCGGUGCGAGGAGCUGGAGAGAGUGUACUGGAAGACUCUCACCUAUGCCCCUCCCCUCUACGGUGCCGAUUUGCAGGGGACUCUUUUCGACGAGUCUACCGAGCUAUGGAACCUCAACAAGCUACCCAACCUGUUGGACGUGCUGGGGACCAAGGUGCCUGGCGUCAACACUGCCUACCUCUACCUGGGAAUGUGGAAGGCUACUUUCGCGUGGCAUUUGGAGGACGUCGACCUCUACAGCAUCAACUACCUCCAUUUUGGUGCCCCCAAGCAGUGGUACAGCAUCUCGCAGGGCGAUGCCAGACGGUUCGAGGCUGCCAUGAAGAACAUCUGGCCCACCGACGCCAAGGCCUGCGACCAAUUCCUCCGCCACAAGGCCUUCUUGAUCUCACCCAACCACCUCCAGCAACACUAUGGCAUCAAAGUCAACAAGGUUGUCUCAUACCCUGGCGAGUUUGUCGUCACCUAUCCCUACGGUUAUCACUCGGGCUACAACCUGGGCUAUAACUGUGCUGAAGCUGUCAAUUUCGCCCUCGACUCUUGGCUGCCGAUGGGCAAGAUUGCCAAGAGGUGUGAAUGUGCACAAGCCCAGGACAGCGUCUGGGUCGAUGUGUAUGAGAUUGAGCGCAAGCUCCGAGGCGAAUCCACUGAGUAUGAGGAGACCGAGGACGAAGAAGACGAGGAAGACGAGGAUGAGGCCGACGAUUCUACUCUUCAUGCCCACGGAAGCACAAUCCGUAUCAAGGCCCCGAGCAAGAAGCGCAAGAGGGAUGUAAAGGACAAGGGCAACAAGAAGGUCAAGAAGAUUCGUCUCCGUCUCAAGGCUCAUGUCGAACCGCCAUGUUGCCUUUGCCCCAACGACUUCCCCGGAGCGGAGCUCCUGCCUACCGAUGACGGCCGAAAGGCCCACAGACUGUGUGCGCUGUAUCUACCCGAGACCUACAUCGAGACGGAGGACGGCAGGGAGGUCAUCACCAACGCCACAAGCAUAUCAAAGGCUCGCCUGGAUCUCAAAUGUCUAUUUUGCCGAUCCAAGAAGGGAGCCUGCUUCCAAUGCUCUCAGAAGAAGUGCGCACGGUCGUACCAUGCCACCUGUGCAGCGUCAGCUGGGGUAUUUGUCGAGGAGGCCGAGGUUCCCGUUUUCGGCGAGGACGGCACAGAAUACAAGGAGCAGGCCUUCGAGUUCAGCUGUCGUUUCCACCGCACCAAGCGAGACAAGAAGCUGGAUGGAGAAGCACUGGAGAAGAACGCCCGCGUCCGCGACGCUGCCGCUCACCUCACCCAGGGCCAGUUCUGUCAGCUACAGUACUACAGGGGCGAUAUCUUCGCGGGCGUCGUUGUGGAGAAUCGCGCCGACGAAGAGACCCUUCUGGUCGAUAUCAUUCCUGGAGGUGAUCGUGUCGAGGUGGAAUGGAAGUGGCUCCUCCUUCCGGACCCGGCCGACUUCAAGCUGCCCAAGGCUUCACCAAAUGCGUUGCCUCUGCCGUCAUCCAGGUCCGCCAAGGACAAGAUCAAUGCGAAGAAGAGGCCUGGCAAGGAGUUGCCCCGGGCCGAGGACGCAUUCGUCGAGGGCUUCACGUGGGCUGAGUUCCAUACCUGUGAAGAAUCAGAAUGCACCAACAGCGAACAAGUCAGGAUCGACUUUGCCAAGACAGACCAGGUCUGGCACUACCUGGGUAGAACUUCGACAGAGACGAAGGCCCAGUACACGGAGGAUCCGGCCAGGCCCCAGUACAACCCCAAGAGCCACUUCUUGGAUUCAAUACCCAAGCCACUCAUCCAGCGUCCCUCUUCGACAGUCAUGGGACCACCUCGCCGAUCGUACAGCACCAUCAACCCUCCAUAUGUCCCCCAUACCGUCAAGGAGGAGAAGCCUUACGUCUAUAAACCGCGCAAAAAUUUCGACUACACCUUCCCCCCGCAGAACCCCCAACAAUCCUUCUCUUCUCAAGCCGUCGGCAGCGCGACUCAGCAAUCCUUCAACCCCGACCCUCGCUUUGUCAAUGCGGCCCAGUACUAUGGGACGACGGGCUUCCCUGCCGCCCAAGGCCAGGCAUCCUCAUCACGUCCUACUACUCCGAGCGGCCCAUUCCUCAACGGCUACUCUGCUGUUCCAGCAGCCCAGUCCUGGUCCAAGCCUGGGCCGGGACAAAGCCAUGGACCGAGCCAUGGCAAGGCUGCCAAGGGUUUUGCUCGUCCUCCCAGACCCAACCAUCCCUCCGCCAUCCUCCCUCCGCCUGCCCCAGUCAAGCUAAGUGCGACUUGCCAGAAAUACGCCUUCUUCCAAGUCAACCACAACAGGGAAUCCUCCAGCUACCGAACUCCUUAUGCUCGGUGGGGAGGUUUCACCAACGGCUACGAAGGGAACCUGCGUGAACACCUCAUGAGCACGGGAGGAGCAGGCCUCCACAAGCGAAGCAGCAGCUUUGGGUUGGGCGGCGGCUUGAAAGGCCUGACACGCCCAUCUCCCUAUCUCAACUACAACAGCCCUCCACCUUCAUCAUCAUCUGCCUCCUCCCCUUACCUCUCCACCAAGAACAACUUCUUCGGCACCGCGUCCUCUGCAUCCUCCUACACCUCGUAUGAUGCAUUUGGCAACAAGCUGUCAUCCAUGUCCCCCACUCUUGGCAGCUAUGCGGGUAGUCCCACGACGCCGCUAGGUGGGUACGAGCUGAGUCAAUCCAACUCACCCAUGCUUCACCCUGCUAUUCGAACUCCGUUUGGCACCUCUUGGCAGCAAAACCUCCACGCCACGCUGGGCCAAUACUCGCCAGUCGAUGCCGACUUCUCCCCGCCCUCGUCCAUCACGAACACGCCGUCCACCACGCCUCUCAACAGCUUCCCACUGCAGCCAGCACCACUACUGGGCGACUUCCUGACCCAGACCACCUACGUCACGCCUGUGGAGGACCCGCCGUCCCCUGAAGCCAGUGCUGAUCAAACCCCGGCGGAGCAAUUGAAGCAGCAGCUUCGCAGGAUCUCUGAUCCUCUGCCGUCAUCGUACAGUCUCCCGCACCCGGAUAAUGAAAGAGAACACGCAGCUCACGCACCGGUGUCUUCGCAGAUACCGCUUCCGAUGCCUUCACCAGCCCAAGCGUCGCCACCAAAGCCGCAGCAGUCUCAACCAGAUCUUCACCAACCAGCUGUUCGACUUCAACCCGAGCUGAAGCUGGGAUACGGCGCCCACCAUGUAGGGGCUGACAUUCAACAUCAACAAGCGCCGCGCCGGCUGCUACCGCCUCGCCUACAAACUCCGAUACACGAACUUGCCGAAGUGCCUCCCAACUCCAUGGGGCUUGUCGACCAGAUACUGUCCAACCUGAAACAAGCCUGCGGCGAGGACAAACGAUCAUGA
This is a messenger RNA of Thyridium curvatum, 4359 nucleotides long. RefSeq lists its product as uncharacterized. Gene Ontology annotation, biological process: chromatin remodeling. The record is from RefSeq and is a predicted model, not a curated record. Bases 1 to 4359 code for a protein of 1452 amino acids. Gene Ontology annotation, molecular function: histone H3K36 demethylase activity; histone H3K9 demethylase activity. NCBI's taxonomy places the organism in Eukaryota, Fungi, Ascomycota, Sordariomycetes, Thyridiales, Thyridiaceae. Gene Ontology annotation, cellular component: nucleus. The transcript is spliced from 4 exons.